AAAAAAUAGUAGCAAAAUAUAACUAAAAGAAAACCAAACCCAAAUAUAAAAUUAACAAUUUUUUCCUUUCAAUAAAAACCCCUGGUUAUGGCUAGCGAAUGGGUGUGUAUGCCGCGUCUCUACGAUGUGACCAAGAAUUAUUUUCCAAGUUUUCAAACAUUCGAUCAUCCUUUAAAAUUGUCCACUGUGGUUGACAGUAAAGGCACCCGAGCUCCAAGUUUGGGUAGCAAUGCAAGCAGCAGGUCAUCCAGCAUGUCUGUAUUGGUGGAACCAUUGACUCAGUCCUUCGAUGGAACGGAUCCUCUGUCACAGUUUGCCAAGCAAGAACAAGAUGCCAUAGAUCCAUUGACUUCCAUGGCCUCGGAAUAUGAAUCUUUCAAAAAAGUCAAAUCAAAAAUACGUGACAAGGAGUCAGUGGAUAUUGUCGAUGAAACUCUGAAUUGGAAUUCACGAAGAUUGACCAUUUUAAAUAGAUUCACUACCUCCGAAAAGUUAUCAAUAUCCACAAGUUUCCUGACAGCACCAGCACAAUCCCAUUUAGGAACAGAUACCAUCAAAGUCCAAACUGUGGUUUCAGAUAAAGUCAAAUUUCGCCUAGAGCAGUUGGAUGACUUUGAGGAUGGCUCUGUGCGUCACAUGAUGGAUUUAACACAACAGGAAUAUAUACAACGUAUUGAACAAUUGAAUCAGGAAUUAGUUCAAUCCUGGCAUAAUGAUCAACGUGUUAAAGCGUUGAAAAUAGCCAUACAGUGUUCGAAAAUAUUGGCUGAUACUUCGGUGCUUUCAUUCUAUCCCAGUCAGUUUGUUCUUGUUACUGAUAUUUUAGAUAUUUUUGGUAAAUUAGUCUAUGACAGACUAAAACAGAAAUCCACAUCAGGACCAGAAUCCAUGCGGCAGGCUAAUAUGGAUAGUGCCCGUGAUACCUGUCAAAAUUGGUUUUUCAAAAUUGCCUCUAUAAGGGAAUUGUUGCCCAGACUCUAUGUGGAAAUGGCCAUACUUAAAUGUUAUGAGUUCUUGAAUGAAAACUAUGAAAAUGCCCUGGUCCGUUUAACGAAGGCUAUACGUGGCGUAGGAGACCCUUUAGUAGCUGUGUAUGCACGUUGCUAUCUGAUUAGGACUGGAGUGAGUGUAUUGGCUCCAAACAAAACCUACAUAUACCAAAAUUUUAAGGAUUUUGUGACUAUUUAUCAAACGACAUUCAGCGGUGCAAUACGUUCGGAAUUAAAUCGACAGAGAGUAGAUAUGAUAGUUUAUCUUUCCCUAUACGGGCCAGCUUUGAACUUUAUUCUGGAAGCUUUGGUACACAAAAACAAUCUCUAUAAUGAAGAAAUUCUAAAAGAUGUACAAAAUGUAAAGAACAACGGCACCAUAUUAAUGGCCAUUCUGCAUGCCUUUCAACCCGAAUUCAUUGCAGCCCAUGCCUUUGAAUUUGUAAAUGUAUUGUCUUUGUCAAACACCGAAGGAAUUUCGAAAUCGCAACUUUUCAAAGCGUUGGGUUCUAGUAUGAGUACCAGCUCCUCGCUAUGCGAAUCGAAGCAGGCCUUUCUGCAAGAGGUUUUCAAAACGAUCAAUACAUUCACAGAUCCAAGGGAAUACAUAAUGAGUGUGGAAUCAUGGGCCCAGUUUAUAGCUACCAAUAUGUCGAUAAACGAAGUCAAUAGAUUUUUGGGUGAAAUACAUUCACGUGUAUCCACAUCGAAGACAGUUUGCGAAAAACAUCAUCAACAAUUGAGAAAUAUAUUGGACAAGAUAGUGCAACAUCAAAAGGAUAUCGAACAGCUGCUAGUUCAGGAAUAUUUCCUGGUCUACCUGGAUUUAUUCCAAAAGGAAUCGCUAAAAGUUGAAGCUUGUAAAUAUAUACUCGAUAUCUAUAAACGCAAUGGAAAUGAUCACACCAAUGAUCCAGUUGUCAUUAAUGCCCUGAUGUACAUUGGCAAGAUACUGAAUGAUUAUGUAAAUGCCCUUACGGUGGAGGAUGAAAAACGUCAAAUAUCUCAACUCAUAUGCCAUUUUAUACGGAAAGUCUAUUUUGAAAAUGACUUUGAAAAACAAUUGAGCUUCUAUGUGGAGGCAAGAGGUACAUUUUCCAAUCUAGACGCCGUCUACAACACACUGGUGCACUCGGUUAACAAACUGGCCAUGGAAACAUGUCAAAUUGUCCAAUACAAACAUACGAGAAAAACUUUGGGAUUUGUUAAGGCCUGUGUGGCCUUUUGCUUUAUAACCAUUCCCAGCAUAUCCUCGGUGCAACAACAGAUGGACCUAUAUCUGCUAAGUGGACAGGUUGCCUUGGUGAAUAACUGUUUGGGACAAGCUGAUUCUUGCUUUGAGGAAGCUUUAAACUUGGUGCCAGAAUUGAAUAAAAGCCUUGAAAUGGAGGGGAAGUCCAGAACAAUGGACAAUUAUUUGGUAUCGUUUCUCAAUAAUAUGUUGGCCACAUUGGUAUUAGUUCCGGAUAGUCCCGAACAAGGAGUUCUAUAUUUGUUGCGUUUGCUGUUGGAUGUUAUGCAGAAUUAUGAAUUUGUUAUGGAUAGCCUGCCAGCGGUGGUCUACUUGAAUGCCUUGGAUAUGUUGUAUGUUCAAAGUUUAGAUGCAUUUCCCUAUCACAUUCCAGGAGUUGUUUCCAAUGAUGAAUUAUAUGGCCAUGAUCCCAAGUUUUUGGGUGAAGUGAAUAAUUUAUGCAGCUUUGUGGUGGAAGAAAUCUUAAGACGUUUAAGCCAAUUGGGCAGCGCCCAACAAUAUAAAUUGCAAGCCACACUUUCCCUAGAACUAUUGCUGCGCAUAGUACGUUAUGCUGAUUUAGCCAAGGAUCAAAUAUUUCUCUUGGCUGUGAACUUAGGUCUAUUGGCCAUGAAACAUGAAGCUUACCUGGAACCCAAAUAUAUUCCACGUAUUCUAAGAACCUUGGAGGAUUCCCAUAAAAUAAUGCAGGACUCGAAAUCACCACAAGCAUCGUAUAUACAACAAUUACUUGUACGCUUAAAUUAUAAAUAGUUUUUUAAUAGAUCUGGAAGAACUUUUAAUCAUGGAUCUGUUCUCUAAACAAAACAAAAAAAUUAUAAAACUUAAGCCAGUGUUGCAGUCAAUGCUAACAUUUCCAUUUAAUAUGCUCUUCAAUUAGGUAAAAAACAUUGAUUUCCAAAGGAAAUUUUAUAUAUAAAAUUAUUUAUAUG
Messenger RNA from Stomoxys calcitrans (stable fly), 3173 nucleotides. Its product is annotated as VPS35 endosomal protein sorting factor-like. The coding region runs from base 88 to 2994 and encodes 968 amino acids. The transcript has 13 exons. Gene Ontology annotation, biological process: endocytic recycling. The record is from RefSeq and is a predicted model, not a curated record. NCBI's taxonomy places the organism in Eukaryota, Metazoa, Arthropoda, Insecta, Diptera, Muscidae. Gene Ontology annotation, cellular component: endosome.